Messenger RNA from Lampris incognitus (smalleye Pacific opah), 2511 nucleotides. RefSeq names its product ADAM metallopeptidase with thrombospondin type 1 motif, 6 (gene adamts6). Gene Ontology annotation, cellular component: extracellular matrix. The coding region runs from base 1 to 2511 and encodes 836 amino acids. The transcript has 18 exons. Gene Ontology annotation, molecular function: metalloendopeptidase activity. The record is from RefSeq and is a predicted model, not a curated record. NCBI's taxonomy places the organism in Eukaryota, Metazoa, Chordata, Actinopteri, Lampriformes, Lampridae. Gene Ontology annotation, biological process: extracellular matrix organization; proteolysis.
AUGGAAAUUUUGUGGAAGACGCUGACUUGGACGCUGAGCCUGGUGGCCAUGGCUGCUUCGGAAUUCCAGACUUUCAACAGACUUUCGCACAGCUCUCAAGAGGAGUUCCUGUCCUACCUGGAGCACUACCAGCUGACUGUCCCGGUACGGGUGGAUGAGAACGGGGAGUUUUUGAGCUACACAGUGAAGCACCACCGCCCGGGCAGACGGAGACGGGGUGCGGUGGACCCCACGGUCGGCUCGCUGCCUCAGUUAGACCCCGACCCUCCGGAAUCUCACCUCUUCUACAGACUGUCGGCCUACGGAAAGCACUUUCACUUAAACCUGACUCUGACUCCCCACCUGGUGUCGAAACAUUUUACCGUGGAGUACUGGGGGCGAGAGGGGCUGGAGUGGCGUCACGACAGGGUGGAUAGCUGCCACUAUGUUGGGAUCUUGCAGAACCAGCACAGCACGACCCGAGUGGCUCUUAGCAACUGCAAGGGCCUGCACGGCGUCAUAACGACAGAGGAAGAGCAAUAUUUAAUAGAACCGUUGAAGAACACAUCCUCCACAGCCUCCAGUGAGCGGGACCUGGACGAAGCACAGCAGCAUGUUAUUUAUAAAAUGUCUGCCAUCCCCUCACCGCAAGAACAUGACCAGGAGUUUGGCUGUGGCCUUUCAGACCUCAUAAAAAGUGCACCCUGCCAAUUUAGUACUGCCCCCCCUGUCCACUCGCCCCCCGUCCCGCAAAGCGGCAGGGUGCAGCUAAACGGCACCCACAGGCAGAGGCGCUCCGUAAGCACCGAGCGCUUUGUGGAGACCCUGGUGGUUGCGGACAAAAUGAUGGUCGGUUACCAUGGACGCAAGGACAUCGAGCACUACAUCUUGUCUGUAAUGAAUAUUGUUGCCAAACUUUACCGUGAUGCCAGUCUAGGAAAUGUUGUGAACAUAAUUGUAACCAGGUUGAUUGUUCUAACUGAAGACCAGCCCAACCUGGAGAUAAACCACCACGCCGACAAGUCUCUAGACAGUUUCUGUAAGUGGCAGAAGUCCAUCCUCUCUCAUCACGGAGACGGCAACAGCAUCCCGGAGAACGGGGUGGCCCACCAUGACAACGCUGUUCUGAUCACACGGUAUGACAUCUGCACCUACAAGAACAAACCCUGCGGUACCCUGGGCUUGGCCUCAGUGGCUGGAAUGUGCGAGCCUGAGAGGAGUUGCAGCAUCAAUGAAGACAUUGGCCUGGGUUCUGCUUUCACCAUUGCACAUGAGAUUGGUCACAACUUUGGUAUGAACCACGAUGGGAUUGGGAACUCCUGUGGCACCAAAGGCCACGAGACAGCCAAACUGAUGGCCGCUCAUAUCACAGCCAACACCAAUCCUUUCACCUGGUCCGCGUGCAGCAAAGACUACAUCACCAGCUUUCUCGACUCAGGUCGGGGGACGUGUCUGGACAAUGAACCUCUGAAACGAGACUUCCUGUACCCAACAGUGGCCCCGGGGCAGGUGUACGAUGCAGACGAGCAGUGCCGCUUCCAGUACGGAGCCUCCUCGCGCCAGUGCAAGUAUGGGGAAGUGUGUAGAGAGCUCUGGUGCCUUAGCAAAAGCAACCGCUGUGUAACGAACAGUAUCCCUGCUGCAGGAGGCACCCUGUGUCAGACCGGCAGCAUCGAGAAAGGGUGGUGCUACCAGGGGGAGUGUGUGGCGUUCGGUACCUGGCCCCAGAGUGUGGACGGAGGCUGGGGUCCCUGGUCCACGUGGGGCGAAUGCAGCAGGACUUGUGGAGGUGGUGUGUCCUCCUCCAUGAGGCACUGUGACAGCCCAGCCCCCUCGGGAGGAGGGAGGUACUGUCUAGGAGAGAGGAAGCGCUACAGGUCCUGCAACACUGAUGCGUGCCCUAUAGGAUCUCGGGACUUCCGGGAGAAGCAGUGUGCUGAUUUUGACAGCAUGCCUUUCCGUGGGAAGUACUACAAUUGGAAGCCCUACACUGGUGGUGGUGUGAAGCCCUGUGCGUUAAACUGCUUGGCAGAGGGUUACAACUUCUACACCGAGCGCUCCCCCGCGGUCAUCGAUGGCACCCGUUGCCAGGCCGACUCCCUGGACAUCUGCAUCAAUGGAGAGUGUAAGGUACGGGACAUAGUCGUAGUGGCGCCACUCUCACUGCUGCAGGAGGGGUCGCAGGUUGAAAGCCCCGUCAUGGGCCCUCUGUUUGUCCAUGCCCCGGUGUGGCGAGUGCUGCAGGACCUUACCCAGAUUCAGAGGUGUUCAGCACAGUGUGGCCUGGGCCAGCAGAUGAGGACAGUGCAGUGUCUAUCUUACACCGGUCAGCCAUCUAAUGAUUGUGCAGAUUCUCUCCGGCCCACUACCAUGCAGCAAUGUGAGAGCAAGUGUGACGCCACCCCUAUCAUCAAUGGUGAUGAAUGCAAAGACGUAAACAAAGUGGCCUACUGCCCACUGGUGCUGAAGUUCAAGUUCUGCAGCCGCGGGUACUUCAGGCAGAUGUGCUGCAAAACUUGCCAGGGACACUGA